GGCAACAGAGGCAAUGGAACCGAGUCUACGGAGCUUUCGCUUCUCGCCUCUCCCUGUCACCGAGCGCAAUCCUAGACGUAUCCCUUUCCUGUAACUUCAGACCCGCAGAGCCUAAGUGACUCCAGGGAAACUUUUCGAACCUAACUUAACCGGACCCACGGAGCCCAGCAAACUCUGUGGGAGCAAUCGAUUUGUCAGAGUCCUCCAACGAGGGUUCAAGCGGGAGCUGUGCCUGGAAACCUGUCCAGCCUACACCAAUACCAUCUUUGGGUGCGGGGUGUGGUUCUGCUCUGUCUGCUGCUCCCCAAUUGGCUGAUGGAGCUCUGGCAGCCACCCCAGCAGGAUUAUCAAGGGUGAAGCACUGAAUAAACAACACUGCCCAAACUGCUGAGUCGGAGUCAGUCCGCUAAGGCACCCUGCGAGGCGGUGAGCUGCUCUCCCAGUGACUCCCAGCCCUGCAGACGCACCGGCAGCCCUGCACAUCCCAUCCUCUGCAGAGAGAAGACUCAUUGGUUAGAAGCUGUCCAUACCUCCCAGCAAGAAAAGAUGAGCAGGAAUGAAGAGGGCCAAGAGGAGGCAUUUGUGAGCAGCAAGGCUGGCAAGUCAGAUGACAAAGUCACGAGCACGAACCCUUAUGCAGGGUUGAUGAACCGCCUACGUGCUUCCUGGCUCGCAGGGAAGACACGCCCCAUGGAGUAUCGGGUCUCUCAGCUGGAGGCGCUGAGCCGGUUUUUGGAUGAGAAGAAGCAGUCCAUCCUGGAUGCCUUAGCUGCAGACAUGCGCAAGCCACCCUUUGAAGGAGAGUUCGCUGAGAUUCUCCUGGUCAGGAACGAGGUCAACUAUGCAAUCAACAACUUGUCCACCUGGAUGAAAGAUGAGAACGUGGAGAAAAACCUGGUGGUUCAGCUGGACUCAGUCUUCAUCCGCAAGGACCCCUAUGGGGUGGCACUAAUCAUUGCGCCCUGGAACUACCCAAUCCACCUGCUCCUGCUGCCAAUGAUUGGGGCCAUUGCUGCUGGUAACUGUGUCAUCAUCAAACCCUCUGAGAUCAGCAAAAACUCCGAGGCACUCAUAUCUGAGAUGCUGCCCAACUACCUGGACAAGGACUGUUUCGCUGUGGUGACUGCUGGUGUGGAGGAGACUACAAAGCUGCUGGAGAACAAGUUUGACUACAUCUUUUUCACUGGCAGCCCCAGAGUGGGCAAGAUCAUCAUGAAAGCUGCAGCCACGCACCUGACACCAGUGACUCUGGAGCUGGGGGGCAAGAAUCCCUGCUAUGUGGCUGACCAGUGUAACCUGCAGAAUGUGGCCAACCGAAUAGUUUGGGGGCGCUUCUUCAAUGCAGGGCAGUCCUGCAUUGCACCUGACUAUGUGCUGUGCACCCUGGAGACACAGGAAAAGUUACUGCCUGUCCUGCGCCACGCCAUCAAUGACUUCUAUGGGGCUGAGCCCAAGGAGUCACCUGACUAUGCUCGCAUUAUCAAUGACAAGCAGUUCCAGCGCUUGCAGGCCUUGAUGAAUGGUGGACGUGUGGCCAUCGGGGGGCAGACAGAUGCAAAGGAGCGGUACAUCGCCCCCACAGUGCUGGUGGAUGUGUCAACAUCAGCACCCAUCAUGCAGGAGGAGAUAUUUGGGCCCAUCUUGCCUAUUGUCACCGUGGCCAACUUGGAGGAAGCCAUUGACUUCAUCAAUGCCCGGGAACGACCGCUGUCCCUAUAUGCCUUCUGUGAUAACAAGGCGAUACACCAGCUGCUGGACCGGACGAGCAGCGGUGGUUUUUGUGGCAAUGACACCCUGCUGCACGUUUCACUGGUUUCAUUGCCCUUUGGUGGGAUUGGGAACAGCGGGAUGGGAAAAUACCAUGGCAAGUUCAGCUUCGACACCUUCACUCACCACCGUGCCAGCCUCCUACGUAACGCAGGCCUGGAGGCGAUCAAUCGGAUCCGGUACCCACCCUACAGCGACCAAAAGAUGGCGUUGCUGAUCGCUGCCUUUGGGGUCAAGCGCAGGGGGGCCUGCACUCUGAUGUGAGCAUGGGAGCGGCUCAGCCCACCCCACCAAGCAGCACACACCUACCCACAGGCUCCCUGGCUACAUAGGUUGAGGGAAGGGGCUCCUGUAAUGAGCCACACUAACAAGAAGCUCUGGACUCCUCCUUCACAGAAACUCAGCUCCCUCUGUCCUUACUCUUUGGAGAAGGGGGGAAACAAAUCUUCUCUCUUCCAGGCCCCAUCCUUUCCUGAAAGCUCCUGCCCCUCCCACCCCACCUGGAUCCUGCCCCAUCUCCAGCUGCUCAGGCCAGCAGGACAGGAAUUUCCCUGACUCUCAGAACUGCCUCCCCACCCACUUCCCCCUGGAGUCUUGCCCCACUGGCUUGGUUGCUGGGAGUGGGCAGAUCAGAAAUGCCAAAGCACCUUCUCAAGGCAUGUCCUUGUCUUGCAGAGACAAUGAACCCAUGACCCCCAGGGAGCUGUCCCAGGCCAGCAUCCCACUGGCUGCUACAGCAUGGCUCUUGGGAGGGCUCUGCAUGUCCAAGGGGACAAAUGAUGCUGACCCCAAUGUCCUGCUCUGAGACUAGCUGACCCAGGGGAGGGGGGCUGUUAGGAAGUUUGGGUCCCAAUCUGCACCCUUCUCUCCCUGGUUGACUACACCCUUCUGGUAACUAUGCCCCCUGCCUAGGGAUCUACCUAAAGCUUGGCAAGAGAAAGGGAUUUUUGUGGCCCACUCAAAGUGUACAGACUGAUUUCCUGGCCUUUUCACAACAAACCUGCCCCUUGCUGCUGAUUGGCCCAGAGUGGUUGAUUGUCCAUCAUGAUUCCCUCUCAGCCAAUCAGCAGCAAAGGGUGGGCAGACACUAUCUUGGCAGCUCUUCAUGUGGGUGGCAUCACCUCACUGGCAGACUGCGAGGAUGGGCUUUAGUGGCUAUGAAGACUGCUGGCUGCUCCCACUGGGGAGCCAGCAUUUUAUUUUUAGUAAGUUUUUUUUCUUGAUUUCACAGACAGUGCUUGAUUUCAUGAAAUCCACAAAAUCGCAAACUAAGUAGGGUCCCUACCCAUGCCAGGUUCUCUUCCUACUUCCACCACCAUGUUCUACUUUAGGUACCAUCUCUUCUCCUGCAUCCUGCUCCAUGCUCUGCCCUGUAUGUUUUGCUUAAGUAAAGAUUCUGCAUUGAGUUCCCCUG
This is a messenger RNA of Alligator mississippiensis (American alligator), 3181 nucleotides long. RefSeq names its product aldehyde dehydrogenase family 3 member B1. Gene Ontology annotation, biological process: aldehyde metabolic process. NCBI's taxonomy places the organism in Eukaryota, Metazoa, Chordata, Crocodylia, Alligatoridae. The transcript is spliced from 12 exons. Bases 547 to 2031 code for a protein of 494 amino acids. Gene Ontology annotation, cellular component: cytoplasm. The record is from RefSeq and is a predicted model, not a curated record. Gene Ontology annotation, molecular function: aldehyde dehydrogenase (NAD+) activity.